Alternaria alternata is the source of this 1446-nucleotide messenger RNA. RefSeq lists its product as hypothetical. The record is from RefSeq and is a predicted model, not a curated record. NCBI's taxonomy places the organism in Eukaryota, Fungi, Ascomycota, Dothideomycetes, Pleosporales, Pleosporaceae. The transcript has a single exon. The coding region runs from base 361 to 1053 and encodes 230 amino acids.
UCGCAGCUGCACGACGGUUUUUUGACGCGCGUGUGUUUCGUGAGCGUCUUGUUUUUUCCGUGUGUUUGAGGGCCAGGACGGGCUGGGGUUCUGGGGAAGGUUCGAGGCUGACCCGCCGCAUCCGCUGCGCCUCUCGUGUCGUGCAAGGCGCUGAUCCCUGCUAACCGUCGUGUAAUCCCUGGCCCGUACUCCGCUUCACGAAAGCACCUCCUGAGCUUCCACCCGCCUGCGGCUUCUGCGACCCUCUCUCAUCUAUUGCCGCGUCGCUCCCAGCCCUCAAUUGCCUCCACUCCAGCUCAACCCGCGUCGGUCUGCCACACAUCGCAAUCUGCCAUACGAGCGUGUAAACAAGACAUCGCAAUGGGCUCCAACAAGUUCUCUUUCAAGCCACUGACGCUUGCGCCCAUCAACUUCUCUCUGACCGAGGGCACUUCGAUACCUGCGCCGCUCGACAGCCCGCCCGACUCACCCCGUCCUCCCACGCCCGGCAAAGGUCCGCUGUCGUCGCACCCCACCCCAAAGUCACCCGGCUCGCCGCCGCAAACAGAGUCGCCGCCCCCAGGCAAAGCGUCCGAGGACUCGACGGCCAGCCCACAACUGCAGCAGACCCGCACUAGCGAUGCGACCAGCACCAUGUCGCCCACGAGCCCUUCGAACAAGCGGCCUGCAUCCGUCCGCAAGUUCCUCGGCAUUCGCACGCUAUCGUCAAACGACAGUCUGAAGUCGGAGAGGCCAGGCUCGCCAGCCACAAUAAACAGCCAGGCACCGAGUCUGAACAGGCGGAAGAGCGGCAGCUGGUUCGGCAAGAGAAAGACGUUCGCCGUCGGGUCAGUGCCAGAGGGACACGCCGACCCGACAACCUACUCGAAUGGCCGCACCGUCUCUCAACCGUCCGUACCCGCCGCGCAGGCACCCAAGCCGAAGGGUCCGCCGCCCCCAGCGCUGCCUGGCCUCAGCUCCUUUGGUGUCAACGAAGACACGCUGAGUCUCGGUGCCGACGACAUGUUCAAAAACAUCGGAAAGGCCGACGUGCCAAAGUCGACAAGGUGGUAGAAGGAAGGAGGCAUGGCAUUAGUAAUGGGGGCAUGUUCAUGAUGCAUUUCUAAUGGGUUUCGAGUUUAAUGUCCUUAUCGUUAUACCUUUCAUGGGCCACAGGUUGGAGUUUUGAAAAGCUGUGGCAUCGUUAUUUUUUGGCUUGCAUGUGCACAACGAUACCCCAGUCGAUACAGUAUAGCGAUGAAGUGGCACGUAUGAGUGCGUCCGAGAUGAGAUCUUGUGACGACUGGGGACGACGAUGGGUUUGGUGGCCUUCUAUUAUUCUGGCUUUACAUAUCACACUCUGCUAGCGUUCACUUCAACGAUGGAUGUUUGGCCGCGGCGUCUUGUACCGCCGGCCACUAUAAAUACACAUUCUUAUUUACCACAGACGACUCUGCGCCUUGUGUU